UGCAAACUCGUCAAUUUCUCUCGACGAUUCCCUCGUGAUUUUUCACAUGUAAAAAGCCUCCAAUUCCCAAUUCUUCUCUCUCUCUCUUCCAUCAUCAUCUUCAUCUUCAUCUUCCUCUCUGCAACUCUCUCUCUCUCUCUCUAAUGGCCGUUGCUAUUUCUCUCUCACUCCUCCCCUCCACUCUCUCUCCCAAGCUCUCCUCCUCCAACUCCUCAAUCCUCUUCUCCUCCGCUCAAUUCCAUCCCAGUAGGACCAGAAUCCCACUCUUCCGAAUGAAACACGCCGCCGUUUUGACCUCCUCCGCUUACGCUGUCGGCGAGGACUUGCCUCUCGACUACGGCGAGGUCUUCCCCCAGCCGGAUCCGACCGACCGCAGAAGAGCCGGCGUCUUCCUCCAUCCGACGUCGUUUAAGGGACCUUACGGCAUUGGCGAUCUCGGAGAGGAGGCCUUUCGCUUCAUCGACUGGCUUCACGACGCCGGAUUCUCGCUCUGGCAGGUCCUCCCGCUCGUUCCUCCCGGCCGGAAGGCCAAUGAGGAAGGAUCACCGUACUCCGGACAGGAUGCGAAUUGCGGAAACACUUUGUUGAUAUCUCUUGAUGAGCUUGUGAAGGAUGGAUUGUUGACAAAGGAAGAGCUUCCGAAUCCAGUUGAUGCGGAGCGUGUGAAUUACGCAGCCGUUGCUGACAUGAAAGAUCCUUUGAUAACUAAGGCUGCAGAGAGGCUUAUUAUGAGUGAAGGUGAUCUUAAAAGGCAGCUUGAAGAUUUCCGCAGACACCCUGAUAUAUCAUGCUGGCUUGAAGAUGCAGCUUUUUUUGCUGCAAUUGACAGCAGUUUAGAUGCUUUUAGCUGGUACGAGUGGCCUGAACCCUUGAAAGAUCGUCAUCUUGCAGCCUUAGAAGACAUUUAUCAGAGCAAAGAGCAUUUUAUAAAUGUAUUCAUCGCCGAACAAUUUUUGUUCCAAAGGCAGUGGCAGAGAGUUCGCAAGUAUGCACAGUUAAAGGGGAUCAGUAUCAUGGGAGACAUGCCCAUUUAUGUAGGAUAUCAUAGUGCAGAUGUUUGGGCCAAUAGAAAACAUUUUAUGCUGAACAGAAAAGGUUAUCCUCUUCUAGUUAGUGGUGUUCCCCCUGAUGCCUUCAGUGAAACUGGUCAGCUAUGGGGCAGCCCCCUAUAUGAUUGGAAAGUGAUGGAGAAAGAUGGAUUUUCAUGGUGGAUACGCCGCAUACGAAGAGCACAAAACAUAUAUGAUGAAUUCAGAAUAGACCACUUCAGAGGGCUUGCCGGCUUCUGGGCUGUUCCUUCCGAAGCAAAAGUUGCAAUGGUUGGAAAAUGGAAGGCAGGACCUGGAAAAUCCUUUUUUGAUGCCAUAUUCAGAGCAGUUGGGAAGACCAACAUAAUAGCUGAAGAUUUGGGUGUCAUCACUGAGGACGUAAUUCAGCUCAGGAAGUCCAUUGGGGCACCUGGAAUGGCCGUACUUCAAUUUGGUUUUGGAAGUGAUGCUGCUAAUCCUCAUUUACCUCAUAAUCAUGAGCGCAAUCAAGUUGUUUACACUGGAACUCAUGAUAAUGACACGAUUCGAGGUUGGUGGGAUGUUUUACCCCAAGAAGAGAAGUCCAAUGUUCUGAAAUAUCUUUCAAUUAAUGAAGAAGAAGGUAUCUCAUGGGCAAUGAUAAAGGUUGCGUUAUCUUCUGUCGCCCAAACUGCAAUCAUGCCUAUGCAAGAUAUUCUUAGGUUAGGAAGUUCUGCCAGGAUGAAUAUUCCUGCAACACAGUUUGGAAAUUGGGGUUGGAGGAUGCCUAGUUCUGUGAGCUUUGAUAGCUUGGAGACAGAAGCUUUGCAACUGAAGGACAUACUGUCGAUGUAUGGGCGCGUGUAGAUUAUUGAUGCUGAGUACUUUUUUUUUUCCCCCUUUAAUAAGUGGUCAUAAACCAAUUGCAUGGUGGGCAAUCAACUUUGUUGUAAUACAAUACAGAUUUUGAUCAAUAAUUCCACAAUGCUCCCAUCUAGACUUUGUGCAUAGUAGGCAAUCAACUUUGUUGUAAUACAAUCUAAUACAGAUUUUGAUCAAUAAUUCCAGUGCAAUCCAUUUGCUUUGCGCA
Molecule: messenger RNA, 2097 nt
Organism: Rosa rugosa (rugosa rose)
Lineage: Eukaryota; Viridiplantae; Streptophyta; Magnoliopsida; Rosales; Rosaceae
Product: 4-alpha-glucanotransferase, chloroplastic/amyloplastic
Exons: 15
Coding region: 144-1874 (576 amino acids)
Biological process (GO): carbohydrate metabolic process
Molecular function (GO): 4-alpha-glucanotransferase activity
Source: RefSeq, a predicted model, not a curated record